This is a messenger RNA of Grus americana (Whooping crane), 2137 nucleotides long. RefSeq names its product proto-oncogene Mas-like. Gene Ontology annotation, molecular function: G protein-coupled receptor activity. The record is from RefSeq and is a predicted model, not a curated record. Gene Ontology annotation, cellular component: membrane. The transcript has 2 exons. Gene Ontology annotation, biological process: G protein-coupled receptor signaling pathway. NCBI's taxonomy places the organism in Eukaryota, Metazoa, Chordata, Aves, Gruiformes, Gruidae. The coding region runs from base 929 to 1909 and encodes 326 amino acids.
AGGAAGCGGGACAGAUCUCCCUGGCCCCAAAAAGGAUGCCAUGGAGGAAGCUCCUGCCCCGCAGACAUCACUCGUGAGCAACGGUCCCCUCCGAGGGCUCAUCGCCGCAUCCUGCAACCUCAGCAGGGGUGAGACGUGAGGACGGGGGCAUGGAGCAGCCGCCCGCCCGCUGGCAUCACAGGAGGGCUGGUCCAGCGGUCUGCGUCGUCCCCGGGGCCCGGCCGGGUGCGUCACGCCGUCCCGCUUCCCUCCCGCCCUCCCUGCGGCAUGGGGCGAUGGAGACGUCCAGCUCAGCUCUCGCAAGCGGGGAAGUGACAGCCGGCAGGCAGCGAGCGUUUCCCUGGGUGGGUGGGGAGCUGGUGGCUUCUGUGUGACAGCAAAGAGGAGGCAUUCGCACACAUGGGAACCGCAAAACGUCUCAGGGACGUUGCCGCCGGGCACAGAAGAGAAGAAGCGUAUGAGAAGGAAGACGGUAAUUUCACGCUCAACACGAUGGUGGGUUUGCAAACAGGAAGCUUUUGAGGCAACCAGCAGAUCAGUCUGCAAUGUGUCCUGUGAGGGUGACUCUUUGGAAAGCUGCUUCCGCUGCUGUCAGAACUGAUGACCAAGCGCUGGCACGUCUGUGUGCCCGCAGCCACCCACCCCUUCGCAGAAACCUGCAACUCUGGUCCCAGGGCCCAUUUGGUGUCCAGCUGAGGAAGAAACAGGGUACCAGAGCCUGCAGGAGGAACCUCAUCAUGGAGUUACCUUGUUCCUGGUGGCCAGAUCUCAUCUGGGAAGGUUUUGGCGUGGCAGCUUUGUAAAAUUUCACAUGCGAGCCUGACAGAGAAGACUGGAGUUUGUGGCUCUGGGACACCAAGGCUGUGCCAGGACUCUGCCCUCACCGGACCCCCCCGUGCCUGCUGAGCACGAGAGAGAAAGGAGGAAGAUGGACCGACUUCUCAACAACACGAUCCGUGACUGGCGUACAAUGUCCCCAGCGCCUAUGGAGAGCACGGUCAAUGGGGAUGGACACAAUGGGACCAGGUGCUUUGCAGAACACAUCCCUGAAAUCGUCACCGGUAGCAUCACGCUGCUUAUUUGCCUGUGUGGGCUGGUGGGGAACGGGGCCAUCCUCUGGCUCCUCGGCUUCCGCAUCGGGAGGAACCCCUUCACCGCCUACCUCCUGAACCUGGCCGUUGCGGACACCUGCUUUCUCCUCUGCACAUCGGCUUUCCUUGUAAUAUAUCAUAUGCCCAUGCUCAGCUGCUUUCAGCCAGAACUUUUGCGGGUGCUGCCGCUAUUUCACUCCAUGGUUCUGCUCACGUACAGCACCAGCCUCUAUCUCCUCACGGCCAUCAGCGUGGAGAGGUGUCUGGGUGUCCUCUGGCCCUUCUGGUGCCGAUGCCACCGCCCGAAGCUCCUGUCUGCCGUCAUGUGCAGCCUGCUGUGGGCCCUCGCCUGCGUGCUUGCGGGGCUGGUGUACUAUGUGUGCGACCUGGGGCACUCUGACCACUGCUGGAUGGUUCUUGGAACCUUGUGCUUUCUCAACUUCUUCUUUUUCAUUCCCUUUAUGGUUCUUUCCAACGUGAUACUCUUCAUCAAACUUAGGCGUAGCUCUUGGCAACACCAUCAAGUGAGGCUGUACACUGUCAUCUUCCUCACUGUUUUCUUCUUCCUCCUCUUCGGCAUCCCGCUCAGUGUCCAGAUCUUCCUCAACUACUUUAUCUACAUUAAUUUUGUCUUUGAGAUCUGCCUGUUGCUGGCCUCUGUCAACAGCAGCAUGAAUCCCAUUAUUUACGUCCUGGUCGGGAGCUACAGAAAAUGCAGGUUCAGGGGAUCCGUCAAAGUGGCUCUUCAGAGGGUCUUUGAAGAUAGAGCAGAUUCCCAAGAGGUGGGUGAGACCCCUGUGAUGGGAAUUGCUGCCUAAACCCCUAUGGCUGCAGACUGGUGCCUGGAGAGGGGCAGCCCUGCCUCUGCACCCUGGGCCAGCACCCGUAGGAGCAGAGCCCUCGCCCAGCUGGGUGAGCGGGACCGGUAGUGGACAGUCGUGUGUCCCCCAGGACACGGCCACGCUUGGUGAGAUUUCCAUGGGCAGGGCUGGUUCCCACCUCAAACUUAUUGUUAAGUUAUUUUAAUAAAAGCGUCCUUCAUGUAA